AUGCAUGCUCUUGACACUGAGAUUACAGUGACUAUCUCAGGCCACUUCUCGCCCACCUCCCUUGCUCUCAAUCAUCACUUCCUUCUCUUCCAGGAUCCGCAUCGUGUCGGCGUAGCUGAAUAUACGCAUCCCUUGCCGCUGUCCCUGACUCACCUCACCACACCACACCACACCACACCACACCACACCACGUCGCGCCUGCAUCGCAUCGCAUCACAUCAACCGAUCGACCAACUAACGAGCAGUCUCCUUAUAGGCGGCCUUUUCGACACUGCUCUUGGUCCAAUUGGCCCCCGUCUAUCCAUUGCUAUUCACACUUGCGAGGAUGAUCGCUUUCAGAUAGGAAUCGUUUGUGGCAAACUCUUCCCCGCCAUCUCAACACAAGUGAAAACGGCUUCAUAUCUCAGCCUGCAGGAGGGUCUCCCUCGCUCACCGUCGGCCAUGAAACGCUUCUUCUCCCGCUUUUCAACAGCUGCGCCUAUUUCACCAGCCAAGCCGGCGCCAGAAGCUUCUUUCGAUCACUCAGAGAAGCAAGACUUGGCUGCUCCUAGCCCAGCUCCACCACUCAAGGCACCAUACAACACGGUCGGUCGGACCAAAGCGCUUGUUGUCAAAUCUGAAGCGACUGUUCUACACCAGCCUAUACCACAUUCUCUCUCUACCAACAAUGCUACACCUGCGCCGCAACUGACGAUACCCAUCACCUCCCUCGAAUCGCCGCUCUCCGACGUUCAGCUCAACCCUUUCGACUAUGCUCUUUCUUCCUCUGCACCUCGAUCCGUACCAAGUCGCGUGCCCGGAUCCAGCUUGCCCGCUGAUGCGCCUAUUCAGCAUUCGAAAAGCGACUCUGUGACUCCCAAAGAUAGAUCACACUCGCCGUAUAUAGCAGGGCAGGCGAACGAUCAACGUCAAGCCAGCUAUGGCAGCCAAACGGGCUUCUCGACCACUCAUACCAGCAAGACCGUUGCCUUCGCACCUUCCCCUCAGAAGCAACGAUCUACCUCGCCAGCUCUCCAGCGCUCGUCUAUGGCGCCGCCACUCUCGCGCAGCAGCUCCAACGACAGCAACCCAUUUGCAGGAAGUAGCAACUUUGCAAGACCUACUGCCGCAAGUCAGGCCCGAUCACGCACCUGGACCAGAUCAGCAGCUAGCGAUGCCAGUCAACAGGUGUCUUUGGCCGCCGGCUCCUACAGCGUUCGUGAUAAGAGCUCUUCCAGCUAUGCGCGCUCCUCUAGAGUGAGUCAAGCCGCUUCGACGCGAUCCAGUGCACGUCGCAGCUACUCGUACUCAAGUGGACCAGCAACUCUGGAUGGUGACCCCUCGGGGCUCGCUUCAACGUCUUCACUUGUGGCAAGUCGGACUCACGACAUCCCAUCGUCCAUCCGGAGGCGCACCUCACUCGAUGUUGCUCAAAGUGGAAGAGUCUCUCCAAUCAAAGCAUCUCGUCCGGCUGCUGCUUCGGGGCCGUUGCAGUUUCCCACUCGUACUUCGCAGCCCAUGCGUAUCAGCUACUCUGGCUCCAACAGCAGUCGACCGGCAAGUCGCAGAAAUAGCUUCAACCCAGUGUCGCCAACUGGCUCCAACGAGCCCGUUGUGUUCCCACAUUCAGGCGGCGCCGCAGCUCGAUCCUUUGCAUUCCCUACGUGGAGCGAGAUGACUCACGAGGAGCUCGUCAGAAACCUCGGUCCAAGAGAGCGCACACGCCAAGAGGUCCUGUGGGAAAUCGUAGCCAGUGAAGAGCGAUACGUUGCUGAGCUCGAGAAGGCCAAGGAACUCUACAUCGACGCCCUUAUCCAUCCAGAGCACUUUGAUCCUGAGCGCGUCUUACCACCGCCCUUGACACCCAACACCCCUUUCUCCACCGAUCGGUCCGGCUCAAAAGAUUGGUCUUCGACACCGCAGUCUGGCGUUUUGUCGACCGGCAGUCUGAUUACGAACGCGUCGAGCUCAAAAGCAGCCGUUGCCACUUCAAGUGGUGACCUUCCUAUUGCCGCUCGCUUCAUGUCUUGUGUCUCGGCGGGCAAAGCUGCAGGCAAUUCAAUCGAUGCUAGUAUGCGCGAGAUACAAUCUCAGUGGCAUGCACAGCAAGCAGCAGGAUCACGAAGCCCGUAUUCGGUCGGCGUAGGUGACCCUGCCACAUCUGACUAUCCAUCUGCACGUAAUGGUCUCAUACCGAACCGAUCAGACGCAGCUUUCGGUCUCGCCCUUGGCCUCGGCACAACAGCGACAGGAGAUCGAAGCACGGCUGCCUACAUGGACGUGCCAAUCGCUGCGAAGGGCAAGGCCAGAGUGUCCAAAGCACAAAAGUUGCGGGCGCUGUCUAGUAAGGCAAGCAGCGACGCGGAUCCUCUGCGGCUCUCGGUUCCACUGCCACCUUCCCUGCGCCAAGUCCUUGUUGCUAUGUCUGACGGCCUGGUUGAGGCACAUGGAAUGCUGUCGGACGCUCUCAAAGCAAGAUACGAGGAGCAGUGGCCACUGGUACGAAGCUUGGCUGAUGUGUUCAUGAAGUACUCGCAUAUCCUCGAACACUAUGCAAGCUACGUAUGCCACCUGCAGAGAGCCAUGGAAGAGGUGGAAGAAGCUGCUUUGAUGGAGCGGGCAUUCCGAGGCAAGCGACUCAAGAAAGAGCGUCUCAGCAACACCGUUGGACUCGGGCGUACUGUAGCGGCCCUCGAGACAUGUGCAGCUGAGCAAGGCUACGCAGGGCUCUCGAUCUUCGCAUCGAUGCCCUUUCAGCGACUGCUCAAAUACCCGCUGUUGUUCCAGAACCUCCUCUUCCAUACCGAUCCAUCGACUCACGAGUUCGAGAGCACCGUUGCUAUGGUAGUCGAAAUCGAACGGCUUGUCCGCUCCAUCGAGGACGAGAAGGUCAAUGCCGAGGAAAGAGACAAGACACGUGACGUCUUUGCCCGCAUCGACGGCAUCACUGACCGACAGGUGCUUCGACCCCGGCCAGACAGGACCUUGAUCGAGGAGAAGGCUCUCUACGACGAGCAUGCCCGCAGAACACUUUCCGAGUCCGCGCCGAAGGACGGUCGAGGUGAAACGUAUGCUUCCGAUAGCGAAGGAGGGGAAAGUGGGCCUGAGGGCGGUAGUCAACAAGGCGGUCGAUGGAGCAGCUCGAAUCAGCCUGGCUUACGAGCUGCGCUCAGAAACAAGCGCUCUUAUCGGAGACUCUCAGACUUGUUGUCAUCGGAAGAACGCGGUGGAGGAUCGUCGAAGGCGCCAGCUUUGGGUAGCAAGAAGGAUCUUUGGGUGGUACGUUUCUCCGAUGUCGAGAUCAAGUGCCAGCGUAUUGGUGUAACAGCUCUACCAAUGGUUAGCACUGCCGCUCUGAGAGACGAGGGCGCUGCCGCCGAAAUCGAUACGAGUGAUUUCACUGCACGCAGCAAAGACAGUCGUGGACGUCUAAAAGCUUUGCGCAACACAACGCUACGUGCAAAGACGCGCAACCUGUACAAGUUCGUCUCUGUUGUUGCUUGGCGAAAUGCAGCUUCACGUCAAGCGGAAGGCGGGAAAGGAGGCUUUGCAGAUGGACUGCCUUUAUCACACGAGGGCAUCGAGGAGGAUGAUGAGGAAGAUGACGAUGACGGCGCCAGUGUCAGCAGUGCUGAUAGUAGCAGCGCGAGUAGCAGCAGCUCUGGUUCUGGCAGUAGUGACGGCGUUGAUGGUCAAGCCGGGAAGGAAAAGUAUGUCCGAUCGACCAAGCUUUCGUUCACGUACUGGGGCGAUCGCAUCGAGCCUGGACGUGCCAUAGCUGGUGUGCGGGCAAAUGGCGGCGGCAACACCCAAGUCAAGAUAGCCGCUAACAGAUCUGCGCGACGUACUAAUGGAGUCUCGACUGGCUCAGUUUCACGAAGCGCACAAAGGCCAGCUGCUGCCUCGACGGAUUCAGCUGUCACUGCAGGAUCGGCUGCUACCACCGAAAGCUUGCGUGCAAGUAGACAAGCACGCUACAGCACACCUGGCGGUCAUCCACCGAGCACAGUCAGAUCGACUGGCAAAGUGUCUGGACGACUCGGCGAGCCUCUCUCAGCGACCUCGAUGUCGACAGCUCCUGAAUCGAUGCAAACUGCAGUGGCGCAGAUGCAUGCUCGACAGCGCAAUGACAAAUUCGGUGGUCGUCUUCGAAGCUCCAUCACUCCAAUGACUGCUGCGCCUGCGGGAGGAGAAUCAAACGCUUCCCACGUGUCGGUCAAUCUUGUUGGCAGUGGAGAUGCGAGCCGCAGAGGAAGUACCGCGGCCAACUAA
Ustilago hordei is the source of this 4251-nucleotide messenger RNA. RefSeq lists its product as uncharacterized. The transcript has a single exon. The record is from RefSeq and is a predicted model, not a curated record. NCBI's taxonomy places the organism in Eukaryota, Fungi, Basidiomycota, Ustilaginomycetes, Ustilaginales, Ustilaginaceae. Gene Ontology annotation, molecular function: guanyl-nucleotide exchange factor activity. Bases 1 to 4251 code for a protein of 1416 amino acids. Gene Ontology annotation, biological process: positive regulation of Rho protein signal transduction.